CUGCGCCGUUCGCUGUCAGUGCAGUCCGUCCAAAACCGGAGCGCGCGCAGCACGCACUAAGCGAUCUCCUGGAGUACACAGUUACUGAGCGCGCGAGCCGUUUCUACCGAUCGUAAUUCCAGUGUACUAAGAGAUGGCAAUCACGUGCGACUGCCCCAUGUCGCAGCCGGGGCCCACGCUGGCCGCCACUUGCGGGGGCGGCGCCUUCAUGCUGUUCAUGGGGCUACUGGAGGUGUUCCUGAGGAGCCAGUGCGAUCUGGAGGACCCGUGCGGGAGGACUCAGUUUCGGCGUCACAUGGAUUCGGUAUACGACUUCGUGGUGGUGGGAGGAGGCUCAGGAGGUUCCGUGGUGGCAGCGCGUCUGGCCGAGGUGCCGUCCUGGCGGGUGCUGCUUAUUGAAGCUGGCUUCGACGAGCCCACCGGCACGCAAGUGCCAUCCAUGUUCCUCAACUUCAUCGGGUCCAGCAUCGACUGGGGCUACCAUACAGAGCCCGAGCCGGCCGCGUGUCUCGGAGAAAAGGAUCGAAAAUGUUACUGGCCUAGAGGAAAGGUUCUUGGCGGCACCUCUGUUAUGAAUGGCAUGAUGUACAUCCGGGGCGCGCGGAGAGACUACGAUGAGUGGGCGGCGGCCGGCAACGAGGGCUGGUCAUACGACGAGGUGCUGCCCUACUUCAUGAAGUCGGAGGACAACCAGCAGGCUGAGCAGAUGGACGCCGGCUACCACGGAGUGGGAGGCCCGCUCACAGUGGCGCAGUUCCCCUACCACCCACCGCUCAGCCACGAUCUCUUAAAGGCCGGCGAAGAGUUGGGGUACCAGGUACGCGAUUUGAACGGCGAGCGUCACACGGGAUUCUCAAUCGCGCAGACCACGAACCGCAACGGAUCGCGACUGAGCGUGGCGCGUGCGUUCCUACGACCGGCACGUCUUCGCCGCAACCUGCACGUAAUGUUAAACACCACGGUCACCAGGGUUCUCAUUAACCAGACCACGCGCCAGGCCUACGCUGUCGAGCUGCGCAACAGCUUCGGCGGAACUGAAGUCAUCUUUGCCAAUAACGAGAUCAUCCUCAGCGCGGGCGCAGUGGGCAGUCCGCAGCUGCUGCAGCUAAGCGGCGUGGGCGAUCCUGGAGUGCUGGCUCGUGCCGGUGUACCCCUGGUGCACCGCCUACCGGCCGUGGGCCGCAAUUUGCACAACCACGUCACGCAUUUCCUAAACUUCAACAUCCAAGACAACAACACCGCGCCGCUCAACUGGGCCACCGCCAUGGAGUACCUGCUCUUCAGAGACGGCUUAAUGUCGGGCACAGGUAUAUCUGAAGUGACAGCAUUCAUCAACACUAAGUACGCGAACCCGGAGGAAGACAAUCCGGACAUUCAAAUGUUCUUCAGCGGCUUCCUGGCCGACUGCGCCAAGACCGGCAUGGUGGGCGAGAAGCUCGGAGACGGCUCCAGGACUGUGCAGAUGUUCCCAGCUGUGCUACGGCCCAAGAGCAGGGGAAGCAUCGAGAUAGCGUCAGCGGACCCGUUCGCAUACCCCAAGAUAUACGCCAACUACCUAACUCAUCCGGACGACGUGAAAACCUUGAUCGAAGGCAUCAAGUUUGGCAUCAAGCUGUCGGAGACGAAGGCGCUACAGCGGUACGGCAUAAAACUGGACAAAACACCGGUGAAGGGCUGCGAGAAGUAUGAAUUCGGGUGCGACGCGUACUGGGAGUGCGCCGUUCGCAUGCAGACUGGGCCCGAGAACCAUCAGGCAGGCUCGUGCCGCAUGGGGCCGCGCGGGGAUCCGGAGGCCUGCGUCGACAACUUGCUGCAGGUGCAAGGAAUAGACCGGCUUCGGGUGGCAGACGCCAGCGUGAUGCCGCGGGUAACCUCGGGAAACACCAACGCGCCUGUCAUCAUGAUCGCAGAGAGGGCUGCCGACUUCAUCAAGCAGAGGUGGCUCGGCGCGGCCAAUGUGCCAUACGGGAGCGACCGCGAGGAUCCGGGCGCCAUCUCUAACCUGCUGACCAGCGAGAGCCGGUACCCAGGCUGGCAGCCUUGGGGUUGACCUGGCCGAAGACGCUACGUUUUGUCUGACGUCACGCCCAACACUGACUCAGGGUGUACUGUUAUUAUUAACAUACCGUCAUUGACGUACAAUAACAACUAGACUCCCAUCACCCUCAAAAAUUUUAUGAAGCAAUACUCUACCUACGCGUCUAUUAGUUCAUUCAGUUAUGUUUAGACCGCGCUUUAAAUACAACGCCAUGCAACGACAAAGUGUUCUGUGAAAAACGGUCUAAUUAACAGCAUAUCCAAACUUAAAAAGGUGGAGUGUCGCAUUUCAAGUAAGUGCCCCUUUAAAUUAACAAAAUGAUAUAACUUGCCGUUUUUAAUCAUUUUCUCAAUAAUAACAUUUCAAUUGCUAAAACAAAGUACAAAUCCGACGAAAUGUGCAAAGACGUCCGUCUCUGUCGCACAUUUUGCAGCAUAAUCAAUGUCCUUCUUAUGAGCGUACCUAUACAAUAGACAUUGAAGAUUACUGCCUCAAAAUAAUUAUGUCAAUUUGAAUGAUUUUAUUAAUGUUAUCUGCAUAAGCUAAUGUAUCGCCGCUCGGGCAUUUUUGACGACCCUUUUGUUUAUUGUACGUCAAUUGAAUACCAUUCAAUAUUACGUAAGACUAUUAGAAUCGAGACUUAAGUGACGAGUGUCUCGAUUACAAUCACACAGUACUAUCUAUAUAUAGUACUGUUUGAUUGUAAACUACUAUAGUUGUUAAGAAAUUGACUGGAAUACCUUGUGUAUUUGUUGAAAGCAUUAGUUACCAUAAACUUGCCAGUUACUAAUAAGAUUGUGUGAAUAGAUAGUUAUUUUGUUUAAAUUAUAAUUUAAAAAAAAGCCUCUCCGGUUGUUGUUAAGUAUAAUGUAAAUUUAUAUUGUUUAGUUACUAUUGUUGAUAGUUAAACGUAAUUGUAAUAGUGCGACUGUAUUGAAAAGUUUUCAGGAAUGUCGCUGUUAUCAUAUCAUGACACCAGGUAUCAGUAUUUGUCAGUUUAAGCAUGUAUUAAACUAUUUGUUGGUAACAACCGUAAUAGAUGUUUGUUUGAUGAGGUUUUGUGGCUGAAAAAACUUUUUUACAUUUUUGGAAUAAAUAAAUAGUUAAGGCGAAAAAACAUUUAUAUUAUCAAAUUAUUGAUAGUAUAUACUAUAAUAUUAUAAAGCUGCAGUGUUUGUUUGUUUGUUUGUUUGAACGCGCUAAUCUCUGGUACUACUGGUCCGAUUUGAAUGAUUCUUUCAGUGUUGGGUAGUCCAUUUAUCGAGGAAGGCUAUAGCUUAAUAAUUAUUAUAAUACAUAUUUUUUUUUCAAAAUUAGGGAUCCGUAAUAAAAUUGCUAUUUUGUAACACAAGGUGUAAAAUCGGAAACCUAUUUUUGCGUGCGCUACAAAAACUAUUGACAAUAGAACAAAAUGAUGUACAGGCUAUAAUAUAGGCAAUAUUUUAUUACUUAUAAAACUAUCGCGUGAAUUAUACUUUAUAUGGCAAAACAACGUUUGCCGGGUCAGCUAGUUCACAAUAAUUUGUUAUAAACUAUAUGCAUUUUACCACUAAAAUUAGUUUUGAAGUUACCUGUGUAUAUGUAACUACUUAAUUUUAGCGGGUGCAAAAUAACUUCGCCCCAUUUCCCAUAAUUUUCAUAUUUUGUUUGUAUCAGCCUAGCGAAACUCUUUAAGAAAAUAGCGACUGUAUGAAACGUGCAGUGAUUGAUGGAUUGAUGGUGAGGUGACUGCUAUAAUCUUGUAAAAAACGGAGAUAGCCGCAAUCAACUACAUUAUAAGCAACUGUUCGCUUUCAAACUUAAUCGGAAUAUACUUCGUCGACAUAUUGUAAUUACUAUUUCAAACUUAUAUCAAAUCUCACUGCACGUUUCAUACUAAACUAAAUUUCAAUUUUUACUCAGGCAGCCUCUUAUUACGUUGUAUUUACACCCUCUUUGGUUUGAAUCAAAUUUGUUGCAGUGUGUUUUUUCCUUGCAAGAGUGUUGGAAAAGUGUGUAUGAAACUCACGAGCAACUUAGCUCAGUUGUGUAAAUUAUGACAUUUUAGUAUAUUAAUACUUUUAAUUAAUAGAAAUGCUUUAAGGGCUAAGGUUAAAAGUUACAACGAUCACAAACUCAAAGUUUCCCGCUUCAGUUAGUACAGCCCGAUCCCUUAAGCUAUUUUAAAAUGAAUACAUAUUUACCUUUAAAGGGAAACAUAGUGGCCAUUUAUCCAUACAAAAAUUCUUGACUCUAUUCUCUUUGGUUUUCCAUUCUAGAUCAAAAUUAUUUUCAAAUAAAAUCCAUAUCGUGAUGAUCUAUGUCUCUCUCUGAUAUUUUUGUUUGAAGUGUCAGGGUAUUUUUUAAGAGUGCCUAGAACGGUUUAAUCAUAUAGGCCUCCAACAGAGACAAGUAUUAUAAGCGAAAAUAUCAAAACAGUCUAACACAGAAUUUCUUUUCGAAUUGACUUUACAAUGCAGUUUCCAAAGUUUCGUUACAAUUCAUAAAUUUUGGAGGAGAAAAUUGUCUACAACAAAGACCUGAUUUUUGAGUUUUUAAUUAACAUUUUUUAGUCUCAGUUGUCCUUAUCUUACUUACUGGUGAUUGUCUCACCCGCGUUAGCGCAUCGGCAUGUUUUUGAGAAUUCUUAAAUUUGAAAAAGAUCUUAGCUAACGUUUCCUUUUAAUGGUUUAUACGUUUUGCCGGUAAAAUCACACGCACAAACGUUCCACUCUUGUGUCACAGUAUAUAUAUCAGCUAAAGCAGUGAAGAUACUACGUAUAAACGUUAGAUAUAACGCACGCACGCACGCACACACAAGCGACGGGUGUCAUGUCUCAAAGCGGGACGCGCGGGGCUCGCGCGACCAACUGCAGCACUGCGAUGUCCGCUUAUUGACAUUGUCGAGACCUGGGUAUGUGUGCGUGUGUCGUUUCGAACGUUUGUGCGUAGUUUAUUUACUGCUUUAGUGUAUAUAUAUACUGUGCCCGUGUCAAAUGUAUACAUAGAUACAAUAAAUCACUCCAUGACGACACACAAACAAUUAUCGAAAGCUAGCUACAGGCCGAUUAUUAUCACUCUUUCAUUGGCUUGCUGCACACACUUUAAUGUAUUUUAAACCUUAACGAAUUUUAAGCUAAGAACAAUUUUGUUAAAAUACUCGUAGUUGUAAAGAUUAACUUUAACAACAAACAUUAACUUAUGUAGUUUUAUAUGAAAUAAAAAUCCUUUUUUUCUAUUA
Messenger RNA from Leptidea sinapis, 5258 nucleotides. It is a transcript of the gene Gld, whose product is annotated as glucose dehydrogenase [FAD, quinone]. Gene Ontology annotation, molecular function: oxidoreductase activity, acting on CH-OH group of donors; flavin adenine dinucleotide binding. NCBI's taxonomy places the organism in Eukaryota, Metazoa, Arthropoda, Insecta, Lepidoptera, Pieridae. The record is from RefSeq and is a predicted model, not a curated record. The coding region runs from base 134 to 2050 and encodes 638 amino acids. The transcript is spliced from 11 exons.